Messenger RNA from Pyrus x bretschneideri (Chinese white pear), 1195 nucleotides. RefSeq lists its product as uncharacterized. The transcript is spliced from 3 exons. Bases 614 to 1078 code for a protein of 154 amino acids. The record is from RefSeq and is a predicted model, not a curated record. Lineage: Eukaryota; Viridiplantae; Streptophyta; Magnoliopsida; Rosales; Rosaceae.
UUUUUGAACUGAUUUUAGUUUUUCUUUCCUCCAACUAUUCUACAGCCUCAUCUGUCUCUCUCAUGCAUUUCCUGGCUAGCUGCUUAAGUUCUGCAGAGAGGUACUACAGUAGAAAAUGUCCCUAAAAGCAACAAAGUGAAUGGGAGAAGAAAAGAGAAAGGGAGCUGCAAUUAAGGGCAGGUCCCAAACCCAAUAAAGAAAAGAAAAAAAGGGUUCAACUAAAGUAGCUCAGGAAAUCCAAAAAAGACGAAAAUGGUGGGAAUCUUCAUUCCACUGUGCAAAUCAUCCCACAGCGCCACCUCUCUUACUCCUCCUACUUUUCAUACUUUCAGCUUUCUCUUCAUUUCUUCUCCUCUCUCUCUCUCUCUCUCUCUCUCUCUCUCUCACAGAUCUUCUCAGUUUCUGGCAUGCAACAACACUACUAUGAACAACAUCUCUAUGGGGUUUUCAUGUGGGGAUGAUUUUACUUGUUUAGUGUGCGGAAAUCACUUCCUUUUUUUGUCCUUUCCUGGAGUAGUACUCGUUGACAUGGUUGUUUAAUUAGGACGGAGAGGAAGGCAAAGCUCCACUUUUAUAUGAAACGAGGGAGAACCAGCACAGCAGCAGCGGGUGCAUGGAUGGUCACAAUCAUCAUCAUCAUCAUAUGCAGGUUGAAGUCGACUACGAGUUUUGGCCGGUAGAACAUCCUCUCGAGCCACCGGAUGAAGAUCGCCCUGUCAAAUGCCCAAUGCCCGACUCUUCUGUCAUUAAUAUUGAUUUUGUCUCAUGUAAAAUGCGUUUACAGGAAGGAGGAAGGAAGGAGAAAAGGUUUUCAGAGACCAGUAGCAUGCGUAAAAGAACAGAAGCAUCAUCUGCGGCUGCAGCAGCUUAUAGCAAUCAAGGGUUAACGGAUCAGACGGUAGUGGCAGUGGAAACGCCGCCUCCUGCUCGACCGGUGCGUAAGAGGCACCACCAUACUCUCACCCGCGGCGACCAUAUGAUAUCACCUCUACGGAGAAUGCCACCUCUUCCUUCUCUCCCAACUCAGAGCAUCACUGUCUUUCAAAUGCUCCAGCAGUUCGACAAGUUCGACUCUUGAAUGAAAUCAAACCCAGUUUUUGUUAUCAUUCAGUCACGAGAAGAUGGACCUCUUGAUCACAUAUAUUGUUGCUUCUAGUGUUUCUCACUUAUUUUAAUGGAAACUGAUUUCCGCACA